Messenger RNA from Aspergillus calidoustus, 3783 nucleotides. The record is from the annotation of a GenBank genome assembly. Lineage: Eukaryota; Fungi; Ascomycota; Eurotiomycetes; Eurotiales; Aspergillaceae.
AUGCCUAGCUCGCACCCUUUCUCGAGUUCGCAUCGACCGCAAGGCUCAGGUCCACCUGCACCAGAAUGGCGAGUGCCGGCUCCUCCGCAAAGGCCCUCGAGCGUUGCCAGCCCACCUCCUCCGCCUCCUCCGUCAUACAAUACAAAUAGCGCCCAUCCGCCUAGCUAUGGACCUCCUACUGGAAACACGGGCACAAAUUUACCCCCUCCGACGAGUUAUGCGGGGCUCAACACGGCCACUUGGGGAGUCAAUUACAACAGGCAGCAAUAUCCCAUCUAUGCGCCUCCUCCGCUACCCCCUCGCCCUGCUAGCACAACUGGCCAACCCUCGCCCGCCCCGCCUCCGGUAGUGAGCACCCCGGAUCCCCACCAGCCUUCAAUUGGUUCGCCGAGCUACGGAGGCCAGGCACCGGGAGGCGAGCAUUACCAGCCGUGGGCGACGAGCCCUCCCUAUGUAUCGCAAACUCCUGUCAGCUCCAUACCUCCUCAACCCCCGGCCCCGCCGCCUCCGCCUCCGCCGGCCGCUCCGCAAGUCUUUGAUGUGCCAUCCUACCAGCAUCACGCACCCCCUCCUCCGCCGACACCACCCCAGAUUCAACAAGGAUGGCAUCAAUCACCCCCACCGUCGUACCCCAACAUUCCAGAGAGCCAGUACCACCCUCCACAUGCUGUAUCUAAUCGACCGAGCCCUCCUCCGGUUCAUGCGCCCACGAUUCAGCAUGUGCACAGCUUCUCGCAACAAAUGAAUACUCCGCCAAUCAUCUCAGCACCUGCAGAGGCGCCUCUGGGGAGACCCAUAUCUCAAUCUCCGACCCCUGCGCUGUAUCCGACGAAUGGACCGCCUCUGCCUCCGAAAGCUAGCCCUUUGAUUAUCCCAACGGGUGCUUCUGCUCUGGGCUCUGGUGGGCCGUCUGACUGGGAACACUUUUCGCCCAUCGCCGGGGAGGUUGAUGAUGUAUCUGCUUUCAGACCGAGAAGGGACCCUCCUCCGAAUGUCGUACAUGAGCUACCUCCGAGUCAACAGGUGAGCAAUCCAGUCGGGGUACUGAGCAGCCAUUCCCCAUCACCUCCACCGCCACCACCGCCACCACCGCCAAAUGCAAACUUUACGAACUAUGCAAUCAACGCGGAAACAACGCAGUAUAACCAGGUGCAGUCUCAUCCAGCCCAGUCUCCUAUCAGCCCUGGUACUCGUCAGGAUUUCCAGCCGCCUCAGCCGACUAGGGUCGACACUACGGGAUCGGAAUAUAGCACUGUAUCUACUGUUGCGAAUGCGGAAAGCAUUGACGGACUUAUUGAAGCAUGGAAUAAGCCGCUCUUGGCGGAGAACAAGACCCCCACGGUGCAGCCAUCUACAGUCCAAGAGAGCCCCAAAUUUGAUCCAGCACCAGUAUCUCCCCCGCGAAGUCCAAGCCCUGUGGAGACUCUCCCAGCAAAACUACCCGAGCCCGUGGCACCUGUGAAGGAAACCCCAAUAGAGCAGGAGGUUAGCUCCAAGGAGCGUAUUAGCGAACCUGUACGGAAACCUGAAAGCCCUCAUCCGCAGUUUAAACCACUCGACCGCUACGAGGAUCUUGAUUCGUGGUCGCAGUCUUCUUUGGAACGCUAUGUAGCAAUGCUACGAAAAGAAGCGGUUGCAGAUUCGGACGAGGAGCGGUUCAAACUCUUCACAACGUUCAUGGCUAAGGAAACAAAGCUUCGAGAGAUCCUAUAUAGCAUUGAGCAUGCUCCCAAAGUUGAAGCUUCUGCCCCGCAGCAACCGGCGACUCCCCAACCGGAGACCCCAGAAAAGGAGCCCGAGGGGAAACCCUCUCCCCCGGACAACUCCGGGUUGAUACCCGUGGAGACAGAGGAGGAUUACUUUACACCUUCGCAAGUCACAGAAGAAGUAGAUGGUAGCUACAGCCCUGGAGGACGCCCGAUACUUCCUCGACUCCAUACUCCUGCGCCUCCAUCGUUGCAAAGAUCAGCAUCGAACCCUGGUGGUCACAAGUAUACUGCUAAUCAUGCUAUUGCUGCUCACGCCCUGCGCUCCACUUCAGUGCCGCCUAUGGUCAACGAUGUGGCACCGCAAUCAGUCCUAACUCCCCUUACGACGAAUCCUCCGCAGCGAAUCUACACGCCGUUCCGCUACACCGAGGGCCCUCAGAGAGGUUCAGAUAAGCUCAAAUUCGAUCGCCCAGCAUACCAAGCGUAUUCCGCUUUGCGACAGGCAUCUGCAGAAAGUGGGCGUGUGAUGGCAGAUGCUCCAACUGAAGCCCAGCGGAAGAGAUCCAGCUCUGUGAUCUCGGUGCAGAACGAUCCGGACGAGACAUUCGUUGGUUUGAUCAGAGAAAAGAGUGUCGUCUACCGGAAAAAGCCGCCACAAACGUCAACGCCGCCACCGUUGCCGGCUUUGCUUCGGCAAGGGAAGCCCCCUGGCCCGAUCGAAGACUUGCGUACCGUUGUUUCAGCUCCUGGUAACAAACAGUCGGACAGUUUGUGGCAUUCGACGGUUCGGAAAGACUUGGAAAAAUUCCCAAACGAUUUCAACUAUGUCCGAGAAAUAUUCAAGCCGUGGGAAGCUACCAACAAGGCCCGCAGGGAGAACCUUGACAAGGAGCGCAUCAAGCGCCAGGAGGAAUCGGAGAAUCAUAUCGAUACCCUGUUCAACGGCAAGGAGAUUGGGUAUGCUGACAUCAACAUACUGGAGGAAGAGUUCCGGCAGUCGGAAGCACGCACACAGCUCGAGGAAGAACGAGGAGAACUCGAGGAUUUUAUAGCCAAUGUCUUUACCCCGGUCGACAAGCGACUGGAGGAGGAGAUUUCGACACUCAAGGUUCACUAUGAUUCCGCACUUGGCCAGCUUGACCGCGAGAACAGGAACAAGGAAGAGGGCAAUGAUAAGCACAGCAUGUCGCAUACAAUGAAGAUUGUAAACGACAUUCACCACAGACUGGAAAUGAGACACCAUAAGCGACUGGAAAUUGCGCUAGACCGUGAGCGUAGAAGAAAAAAGGCUGAGAGGCGGCCUCUCGUUUUCAUGGGUGAUUCUGCGGCAUUGAAGAAACUCGACAGUGAGUUUGAUCAGAUGGAGAAACAGAAUAUUCUCGAAGCCGCUCGAGCCCGUGAUGAGCGAGCCAAUAAGCUCAUGGAUUUGUUCGAUGAUGCCAUCAUGCGCGGACUUGGAGAAAACCAGACUAUUCUCGAUGAGCUCUCAGCCAAGGUGACACGCGCCGAUGAGGCCGCUAUUCGGUCCUCCGGCCUCCCAGACGCAGAGAUUGAGCAGGUGUUGAAAUCCGUGUACAGCUUAGUCGAGUCCCUUCGCAAGGACUCUGAAUCCAUCCUACACAGUUUCGGUCUGGCCGACUCGGCACUCAACAAUGCAGACUAUAGCGUCUCCGUCGCAGAGGCGCGGUACUCCAACUCGGAGCCGGACGUGUUUCGCCAGCUCGAGGCAGAAAAGAAGAAAGAGGACGCCAAAAUCCAAGACAACCUCCGGGCCAAGCUGCAAAGCGUUCGUGUUGGACCUGCGAAGAUCACCAACAGUAUCAAUGAUGCGCUCAGGGCGCUGGGCAAGACGCCUUUCCCUGAACAGCCAGUUCCCAAAGAUGUUAUCCCCGCUAGCCACUUGUAUGACGUUUCGCUGCCCAAUCCCGCCAGACCUGCCAGUACGGUAAGCGUGGCGGCGAGGAAGGUGGAUGGUGGUGACCCGGAGCAUCGGGAGCGGCUGCGCAAGGCCCUGGAAGACGCAAAGAAGCGCAAUGCGGUGCGGCAGCACUCGUCUUCUGUCUCGAAGGAAUAA